Echinostoma caproni is the source of this 210-nucleotide messenger RNA. The record is from the annotation of a GenBank genome assembly. NCBI's taxonomy places the organism in Eukaryota, Metazoa, Platyhelminthes, Trematoda, Plagiorchiida, Echinostomatidae.
AUGUUACAACCAGUGGAUCAGGAUGUGAUUUGGUCUUUUAAAUGUUCGUUUCGUAAACAUCAACUGGAAUAUGUUUUGUCUUUGGCCGAGGAAGAGCACCUUAGCAUGAAAUCCGAAGUGGACAUCCUGAUGGGCACGCAUCUGAUCAAGAAAUCUUGGGUGUCNUGGGUUCAACCUCAAAUUGAAUCACUCGAUGAUGCAGCCACCUGA